UCUCUUUGUAGGGAAACAGAGAGAGCACACUUUCUAGAGCAUCACUGGAGACAGACACACAGAGGUCCAGAUAGGACGCCCAGGAUUCCAGCUCACAGCCACCCCCUGGCCCAGCCCAGAGGGGGAGAGACAGAGCCAAAUAGAGGGGCACAGACCUCUCGGGAGCACCUUGGCCAAGAGGUCUACAAAAGGAGAAGAGGCGAUAAUCAAGAGGAUGGUCCCAGAAAGUGAAAUGGUAGUUGAUGAGAGAUAACGAUAACUACCCAACCGAUCAACGCUGGAUCUGAACUCCAAGUGACAGGUGGAUUGACUUUGUUGUGUGAAGUAGCUCUUUUCUUUUGAGAAGUUAGACCAAUAAAAAAUCUCAGUAUUCACUUUGCAAGGAUAAAUGCUCAUCAAGAGAAAGCAAGAGACCCUUCAGCAAAUAAUUUUGCCUUUUUAACGCAAUUUGAAGACAUGAAAUUCAGCUCUGAACAGCAGAAUCAACAACAUUAAAAGCUGGAUAAUAUUCCUGUCUGAAGCCUUCACACUUUUGCAUCCAUCAGACGAUAGCCACCUAAAGAGAAAAGGAUGCUGUGCUGAAUCCUAUCUAAGUAAGAGUCUCUAACUGGACUUUUAUGACUGGGACGGACUCAGGAGGGAAGACAUGUAUUCGAGCUGUGGAGUUGGUGUGGCCAGCAUUCAGAGCCAGUUCCAGGUCAGGGACUCAGUCAGAACAUAUACCGGACCUGGAGAGAAUACUCAGAUUCCAGUGGGAAGUGGCGUGACCUCUGCUUGGUGUCCAGUAUAUCACAUCCCACCUUACAGUGAUCAGCCCACCUGCACUGUUAACAGUGUGUGUAACACUCAACCCAACCCGCUGCCUACACCUCUAACUCAACCCCCCGCUGCCCUCAAACCGGGCCAGGGUGGAUUCAAAAAGGUGUGUCGCACUGAAGAGGACAGCCCUUGCCCUUUCCCGGGGCUGGCUCCAGGUGUGCUGGAGAUGCGUGUCAAGGAAGGCAGUAAGAUCCGUAACCUCAUGGGUUUCGCUAUGGCUCGCAUGCAGGGGGAUGUCGCCGGUGCUGGGGGGGAUAGCGGAGGCGGCAGCCUGAGGCAGGUAAUUUUCUCGGGAUCGGGUCGCGCCGUCACCAAAACCAUCACGUGCACUGAGAUCAUGAAGAGGAAAGUGGGGUGUCUGCACCAGCUGACCAAGCUGCGCUACAAGGGUGUGAGGGAGGUGUGGGAGAGCCAAGAAGGCGGCGCGUCAGAGAUGACCGUCCACAGGACCAUCCCAUCCAUCAGCAUCCUUCUGUCCAAAGACCCCCUGGACCCCCAGGAGCCUGGCUACCAACCCCCUGAGACAAUCAGUGCCCUCUGGGAGGAGAGAGAAGGUGCGGACGUCCCACAGACAGCCAGCAAGAGACCUUUGUCUUUGUCCCCACACAGCAGUUUCCCUGACUCUAAGAGAGUGUGUCUGGGUCUGGAAGACGGUGCUCUGCCUCAGUCCAACCCCCAGGCUAACUGACUGACUGAACUCGUAUUAAACAGUGGACUGGGAAGGAUCACAGGAGUUCAUUCUGCACUGCCCUCCACUUAAGCACAGUGCUGAGACAAUCAGAACAUUCACUUAGAUGGAACAGUGUUUUCUGAGGAGAAGUGAGUACCCGAUCCGCCCCAUCCUCAGGAGGUCAGUCACAAUGGGACCUGAAAGCUAAGCUUGUCUCUGUAGAUACAGCGUUUAUGGUGCCCAUUUCUCAGCACAAUCCGACGUCUGCCGCCAUGUCUAAACUUAAUGUUUUCAUACUGUAUGUGUCACACUGUAAAAGCUUGCCAUGACAGCUCAAAUCAACAUCUCAAAGUACUAACACAGCAAAGCACUGGGCUACACAAUCACAAGAUCCCAGAUGUCUAUUUUCAGUAGACUGACCAACAACCCCUAUUGACCGUUGUAUUUCUGUUUUCCUAAUUAUAUCUUUUAUGUCUUAAUAUACAUAAGGUAGGUCCAAAGCAUUGUAAUGAAUAUACACAAUAACUAAAUGUUCAAAACUAUCCAUAAUGCAGAACUGUAUCUUCUUUUUUUCAAACAUUGAAAUAAACUAUAU
This is a messenger RNA of Esox lucius (northern pike), 2084 nucleotides long. RefSeq names its product ribonuclease P and MRP subunit p25, b (gene rpp25b). Gene Ontology annotation, biological process: tRNA 5'-leader removal. The record is from RefSeq and is a predicted model, not a curated record. NCBI's taxonomy places the organism in Eukaryota, Metazoa, Chordata, Actinopteri, Esociformes, Esocidae. Bases 647 to 1507 code for a protein of 286 amino acids. Gene Ontology annotation, molecular function: RNA binding. Gene Ontology annotation, cellular component: ribonuclease MRP complex. The transcript has 2 exons.